Molecule: messenger RNA, 1615 nt
Organism: Fimicolochytrium jonesii
Lineage: Eukaryota; Fungi; Chytridiomycota; Chytridiomycetes; Spizellomycetales; Powellomycetaceae
Product: Septin-domain-containing protein
Exons: 10
Coding region: 170-1384 (404 amino acids)
Biological process (GO): cytoskeleton-dependent cytokinesis
Cellular component (GO): cytosol; microtubule cytoskeleton; septin complex
Molecular function (GO): GTP binding; GTPase activity; molecular adaptor activity
Source: RefSeq, a predicted model, not a curated record
CAUAUGGACGCGGUUGUCGUUCGUCGCCACAGGGAAUUUCACGCCGCCCAAAGGUCACCCGAAAGCUGCCGUUCGUGAGAGCUUCUGCAAACGACAGGAAAUCACAGGUGCUCCACGCAGCGGACCCCAACACUCACACGGACCUGGCUGACAACUAAGUUUCGCAAACAUGGCCGACCUUUCAAUCCCCAUCGUCAAGAAGAAGCUUGCCGGAUAUGUUGGUUUCCACAACCUCCCGAACCAGGUUCACCGCAAAUCGAUAAAAAAGGGUUUCCAAUUCACCCUCAUGGUUGUCGGUGAAUCUGGUCUGGGAAAGAGCACCUUGAUCAACACCCUUUUCAACACCUCGCUGUAUCCCAAUAAGGAGAACAAGGAACCCACCCACGACACCGCCAAAACCGUUGAUAUUCAGGCCAUCAGCGCUGACAUUGAGGAGAACGGUGUUAAGCUGAAGCUCACCGUGAUCGACACUCCCGGAUUCGGUGACUUCGUCAACAACGAGGAGAGCUGGCGCCCGAUCUUAGAAAACAUCGAGGCCCGGUACGAUGCGUUUUUGGACCAGGAGAACCGAGUCAACCGCAAGCGGGUCGUCGACACCCGUGUCCACGCCUGCCUGUACUUCAUUGCACCAACGGGACAUUCUCUGAAGCCCUUGGACAUCGAGUUUAUGCGCCACCUUGCAUCGCGUGUCAAUCUGAUCCCUGUCAUUGCAAAAUCUGAUACGCUGACGGAAGAUGAGAUCAAGGCGUUCAAGAUCAGGAUCCUUGAUGACAUCAACCAGAACAAGAUCCAGAUAUAUCAGCCACCAGUUUACGACAACGAGGACCCAGAAACCAUUGCCGAGAAUAAGGACAUCAUCGCCCGCAUUCCGUUCGCCGUGGUUGGUAGUGACAAGGAGGUCGAUGUCAACGGAAGGAAAGUCCGUGGACGCAAGUACCCAUGGGGUGUGAUCGAGGUCGACAACGAGGAGCAUUGUGACUUUAUCAAGCUGAGGCAAAUGCUCAUCAGGACUCACAUGGAGGAGCUCAAGGAGUUCACCAACGAAGUUCUGUACGAGUCUUACCGUAUGGGCAAGCUGCAGCGCGGUGGCAUCGACGGUGGAUCAUCUGCACCAGGCUCUGGCUCUAAGUUCGAUGACGAACGGGCAGCUCACGAGCAAAAGAUGGCGAAGAUGGAGGCCGAAAUGAAGGCCGUGUUCCAGCAAAAGGUGGCGGAGAAGGAGAACAAGCUGAAGCAAAGCGAAGAGGAACUCUACGCUCGCCACAGGGAGAUGAAAGAGCAGCUCGACAAGCAACGCAUUGAGCUUGAAGAGAAGAAGAGGCGUCUGGAGGGACGGCCCGGAACGCCCGAGAAGGCAAAGAAGAACAAGGGACUCUUCAAGUAGAGAAUCAGAAAUCGACGUCCCAUUCCCGCUCAAUAAUCAUCAAUCCGUUUUACGUCCCCUCAUAGACCGCUUCGUUCCGCCCGGGUUGGCGAACAAGCUCUCAAUCUUGGUCUUCCUUACUUUUCUAGACACGCUUUCUUUUUCUUCCCUUUUCAUUUAUGUAUUUUCGUCUCACUCCUGAGAAUAUACAUACAGACUCGAAUUCAAUAGAUAUAGUGAUCUUUAUUCUUC